AUGCAUCUAUUCUACACCAUGGCGUACCUUCUAUUCUGGAUCCUGGCCUUCGCCGCAAUAACCGUUACCGCGAGCGACAAUCCUCUCGACAUGAUCCUCCCUCGUCAGCAAAACAUCUCCUCCACCUGGCCCUGCGGCCCCUUUUCCACCCGAGGUCGCGAUAUCGUCAACUCUCGGAGGCGAAGUAAUCACAUGGGCGGGCUUCAACUGGCCCCUCAGCCGAGAGACCAUGAUCCCCGAAGGCCUGGAAUACACCUCUGCCGAUUCCAUCCUCGACCGCAUCGCCUCCGCAGGCUUCAACUUUAUUCGAAUGUUACUCUCAUCUCUGCCCUCGACCCAGACAACGGCGCCCUCAUCACCUCCCAGAUUCUCCUCCAUAAUCCCAUCUGGACGCGUAACACGACACUGUUCAAGAUCUGGUCUGACAUUGUCCGCGUCGCCGCCCGAAAGAAUCUGUACAUCCACCCCGACGCGCACGUCUCAAAGGCGGGGUGGUGCUGCUCCCAGACCGACGGGAAUGCCUGGUUUGGGGACGAGCACUUUGAUAUUGAGAACUGGACGCGAGGGCUGGGUUACGUAGCCCGAUGGGCGGGGGAUCACACUAAUAUCGUUAGCAUGUCUUUGCGGAAUGAACUGCGGGAGUCGUGGGGGAUGGCUAGGGGGGGUUCAGGUUACAACUGGGUGAACUUCGUGGGGAAAAUGACUGCUGCUGCUGCUGGGGUAAUUCAUGCUGCGAAUGAGGAUUUGUUGAUUCUUGGGGGGGAAUGCAGUACGGGCAGGAUUUGUCUGCGCUAA
Podospora anserina S mat+ is the source of this 795-nucleotide messenger RNA. RefSeq lists its product as uncharacterized. The transcript is spliced from 2 exons. The record is from RefSeq and is a predicted model, not a curated record. Lineage: Eukaryota; Fungi; Ascomycota; Sordariomycetes; Sordariales; Podosporaceae. The coding region runs from base 1 to 795 and encodes 264 amino acids.